This is a messenger RNA of Fimicolochytrium jonesii, 1007 nucleotides long. RefSeq lists its product as uncharacterized. The coding region runs from base 490 to 954 and encodes 154 amino acids. NCBI's taxonomy places the organism in Eukaryota, Fungi, Chytridiomycota, Chytridiomycetes, Spizellomycetales, Powellomycetaceae. The transcript has a single exon. The record is from RefSeq and is a predicted model, not a curated record.
UGUCAACUGAAAUGAGAGCUCGGUCGAUCAAUUUUACAUUUACCUACACUGUCAUCUGCUGAACCACCGAGUCGGAAACGGUCAGGGCUAGACACAUAGAUCAACGGACGGAGGGGCCUUCACCCUUCGAAGGUACGUUGACUUGUUUAGCGCCAUGCGUGACCACACCGUUCUGCUUCAAACCAAGAUCAAAGCAAAGGUGGCAUUGCAGGUGGGAUUGCUUCAACAAGGUCAACACCUAUACCUUGUCGUCGGCGGAAGACGCAGGUCGACGCAGGGGAGAAUUCGUCUGGCGUUGGGAACACAUGUAAAAGCAAGCUCUGCAAAGCCUAUGGUUUUGCAGGGAUGUCAUCUUCACACAUCAGCAGAUACCUAUCCCAGCCGUUCCGCUUGGGACGACCUACAAUGCAGCACGCUUCUUUUUACAAUCGGAUCCACGUAUAACUGUAAUGACUUUGCAGCAACGCCUUAACUAAAUGCCAGGCUAAAAUGGUGCCUAGAAGUGAUUUCCGGACAUUGCUGCAACAACAAAAACCGGCAACUGAGUCCCGUUGCAGCUCACAACCCCCUAGGCCCCGUCUUCCCCUCCAUAACAGCAUUAUACGACUCAAUCCCCGACGAGUCAUUCUCAUGUCUCGCCGGGCCGGUCGGGUACUCCGACAUCAGCUCGCCCGCGGCACCGCCUGCGCGGAGUUCUUCCAUAGUGAGUGCGUUGCCGGACGCUUCGCGUCGGAUGGAUUCUUGAUGCUGCUGUUCGUGGGCGGCGAUGGAUUCGUGGGACGAGCCGAGAGAGCCCGCUUGGGCGAGAGGGUUGUGGCUGAACAUAGGAAAAGAGGGUGGUGUAAGAUUUCUUGGGCUUCGUUUUCGUUGAUGAAAAACCGGCAGUUUACUCACUCAGUCAUGGUUGAUGCUCCGAAUGCUGCUUUGGGUAAUGAAAAGUGCUGCGGUUCUUGAAGUUUGGCGCUUUGAUGUGCGGUUAGAGAAACGAGCUAGGAGAAUGUCUGGAU